AUGGGUGCAAAAAUUCUACAGGGGGAAGGGGAACACCCAGAAGUCGUGGUCCAUGUUAGGGUUCAUGACAUAGGAGGGAAAAAAAGGAAAGAGAUCCUACAAGGAGAGUAUCAGAAGCUAGUUAUGAUCGAAGCGUCAGCAGAGAAUGUGUUGCAACAGGAUUUUUGUCAUGCCGUCAAAAUGGGUGUAAAGCACACACAACAGGUCAUACUGGCCAUUCAGCAGCUCGCAAAAGAUCACGGGAAUGUCAAACGGACCCCUCAGAAGCUCUUUACACCCACCACAGAGGCAGUAGAAUAUGCAAGACAGCUUGCUUCUGAGAAGGUGCAUGCGGUCUUUUCAGAUUUCAGCCAUGACAAAAUUUCAAGAGAUGAAGCCAUUAACAAAAUCAGACUUGAAACAGAAGAACAAUUAAGAGCAAAGAUUUCUGAGGCUGAUUCUUAUGAAAUAAUAGAGGCAUUUAAUGUCGUUUCCAAGGAGGUUUUCAGAAACAUCAUCAUGAAUGAAUACAGAAGGUGCGAUGGUAGAGACUUGACAUCUCUUAGGAACAUUAAUUGUGAGGUUGAUCUUUAUAAACCUCUUCAUGGAUCUGCAUUGUUUCAGAGGGGACAGACACAGGUUCUUUGUACGGUAACGUUUGAUUCACUAGAAUCUGGUGUGAAGUCUGAUCUGAUCACCACACUCAUAAGUGGAGUGAAGGAGAAAAAUUUCAUGUUGCAUUAUGAGUUUCCACCCUACGCAACAAAUGAGAUUGGAAAAUUAACUGGUCAGAAUAGGAGGGAGCUUGGUCAUGGUGCUCUUGCAGAAAAAGGACUGAAGCCCAUUAUUCCUAAAGAAUUUCCAUUUACGAUAAGAGUAACAGCAGAAGUUCUUGAAUCUAAUGGUUCAUCUUCUAUGGCUUCAGUAUGUGCUGGAAGUAUGGCGCUCAUGGAUGCAGGUGUUCCAACUUCAUCCGCUGUGGCUGGCGUAGCUAUUGGUCUUAUCACAAAACCAAACCAGGAGACGCCGACGGAAAUUGAAGAUUAUCGUCUUCUCACUGAUAUUUUGGGUAUUGAGGAUUACAAUGGAGAUAUGGACUUUAAGAUGGCAGGUACCAGCAAAGGAAUCACUGCUUUACAGGCAGAUAUUAAAAUUUCAGGAUUGCCUCUGAAAAUUGUGAUGGAAGCUAUACAGCAAGCUUCAGUUGCCAAGAAGGAAAUCUUAAACAUAAUGAAUAAAAAAAUUGCCAAACCCAGAGCAAGUAGGAAAGAAAAUGGGCCAGUAGUAGAAACUGUGCAGGUACCAUUGUCAAAAAGGGCAAGAUUUGUUGGCCCAGGAGGGUACAAUCUAAGGAAACUUCGGGCUGAAACAGGUGUUACGAUAUCUCAGAUAGAUGAGGAGACAUUCUCCGUGUUUGCACCAACUCCAAAUGCUAUGCAUGAAGCUAGUGAAUUCAUCAGUGAACUCUGCAAGGAUGAUCAAGAACAGCAGCUUGAAUUUGGAGCAGUUUACACUGCCACCAUAACUGAAAUACGGGAUAUAGGAGUUAUGGUGAAGCUAUAUCCUAAUAUGACUCCAGUUUUACUACAUAAUUCACAACUGGACCAAAGAAGGAUCAAGCAUCCCAGUGCCAUUGGACUAGAUGUUGGACAACAGAUUCAGGUGAAAUAUUUUGGCCGGGACCCCACAGAUGGAAGGAUGAGACUUUCCCGCAAAGUACUACAAUCUCUAGCUACAUCAGUAGUUAAAAACCUGAAUGAUAAAAACAGUAUUGUGAUAGGAACAAGCAAUUCUACAUCAUCCACAGCUUCCUCAUAGCUGUCUAGAGAUUAUUACAAGAAACAGUGAUGAAAAUUGAAUUAGGUAACUCCAAUAACUCUUUCAGCCAAAUAGACUUUUUAGUUAAAUAAAACAAGCUGGAAAUUAUUGUAAUAUAUUUUCUAUAUUAAUCAGGAGUGAAUAAAUCCAUUUUUGUAUACUGAUCUUUUCCUUGAUUGCUAUUGUAAUUGAGAAUGUGUUCUUCCUGUAAAACGUUUGAUGUAAUAAAAUAUUAAUGAUAUUGA
Messenger RNA from Callorhinchus milii (elephant shark), 2042 nucleotides. Its product is annotated as polyribonucleotide nucleotidyltransferase 1, mitochondrial. The record is from RefSeq and is a predicted model, not a curated record. The transcript has 21 exons. The coding region runs from base 1 to 1797 and encodes 598 amino acids. Gene Ontology annotation, molecular function: 3'-5'-RNA exonuclease activity; polyribonucleotide nucleotidyltransferase activity; RNA binding. NCBI's taxonomy places the organism in Eukaryota, Metazoa, Chordata, Chondrichthyes, Chimaeriformes, Callorhinchidae. Gene Ontology annotation, biological process: mitochondrial mRNA catabolic process; mitochondrial RNA 3'-end processing. Gene Ontology annotation, cellular component: mitochondrion; cytosol.